Molecule: messenger RNA, 978 nt
Organism: Lipotes vexillifer (Yangtze River dolphin)
Lineage: Eukaryota; Metazoa; Chordata; Mammalia; Artiodactyla; Lipotidae
Gene: TGOLN2
Product: trans-golgi network protein 2
Exons: 4
Coding region: 1-978 (325 amino acids)
Cellular component (GO): trans-Golgi network transport vesicle; trans-Golgi network; endosome
Source: RefSeq, a predicted model, not a curated record
AUGUCCCCUCACAGCCCCAGAGUGGCAGACAGGACCUGGCUUCGAGGUCUGGCUCCUGUCACCCAGAGCAGUAGAGGGCGGAAGCGCAGUCUGUGCAGGAUGAGUUUACGGGUAGUGUUCGUCUUGCUGAGCGUCGCAGCGGCGGGCUCCGCGCAGUUCGCUUCUUUGUCAGCCUCCUCAGCAGUCGCUGCGAGGGCAGAUCCGGCUUCUCCAGCAGACUCCAAGCAGCUCGUGUCGAACCUGCAGCCUGAGCAAGAACACAGUGACAGACUCCCUCUGAAUCAGAAUGCCACGAAUGCCUUCCCUGGCAGUUCGGAACCCGAGCGGCUCCACAAGAAUGACAGCCUUGGCAAUUCCUCCAGAGACCAGUCCACCGAGUCGGUCUCCACCUUGGAGCCCACCAAGGAGCCCACCAAGUCCGAUUUAAACACAGUAACCGACAAAGCUCUGCAGCCUUCCAGAACUGAAUCUGGGGGAAAAGUAUUGCUAGACUCUGACCGCUCUUUUACCCAGCAGGAGGGAGAAGGUAAGUCUUUAGAACCACCUGAAGAUGAGGAGCCCAAGGAGACGGAGGAAGGGGAUACAGAGCCUGAAGAGGGUGCACCACCCAAAGACGAGAAAGAAAUGCCUGGCUCUGCCUCCAGUGAGAACCGUGAAAGCACAGUUUUGGAUUCCUGGAGUAGGGAGAAGGAUGACCUUUAUAAGGAUAAUCUUGGAAGUUCCAGUGCAGAGAGCAGCCACUUCUUUGCAUAUCUGGUGACAGCAGCCAUUCUCGUUGCUGUCCUCUAUAUUGCCUACCACAAUAAGCGGAAGAUUAUUGCUUUCGUCCUGGAAGGAAAAAGAUCCAAAGUUACACGGCGGCCAAAGGCCAGUGACUACCAGCGUUUGGACCAAAAGGUAAGGAAGGAAGGAGGGAUAUGCAGUCUCACAUGGGCCCAGCAGUGGGCUUGUGUUUGGCAUGGCGGCAGCAGCAGCUGA